Molecule: messenger RNA, 492 nt
Organism: Bipolaris oryzae ATCC 44560
Lineage: Eukaryota; Fungi; Ascomycota; Dothideomycetes; Pleosporales; Pleosporaceae
Exons: 1
Source: RefSeq, a predicted model, not a curated record
CUGGCGGGUGAUGUUGCUUGUAUUGCAAAUGUAUCAUGCCAGGCCUCCCAAAAUGUGUCCAGCUUCAUUCGGCAACGGGAGAUGCUAUUUCAACAAGCUCUGUUCGACUGUAUUAUGGACGCACGAGUGCCAGGUCCAACAUUGCGCUCUAACAUAGCCGAGGAGGUCAAAGGCCGCCUUGAACAUCUGUUGGCUGCGCACGAGAAGGAACCUAUGCAUAUCAUCCCAAGUAUUAGAUCAAGGGCUAGGUUCUAUCAUAGCAGUAUUCAUCUACGCUACCGCUAUGGUAUGAGCGGGGAGAAACUAAACAACCUGCUGGAUAAACCCGUACCCCGCGCUGGCUUGUACUCACAUAAGGAUCGCAAUCGAGUACUCUAUUUCUGGGCUGUUCAUCAAGGUAAUCUAAACUACGGAGAAAUCUCUUAUGAGCUUUCAUUGCCGCUUGGAUGUCUGUUAUACUGGAUUAUGCAUUUCGUCAACUCCAUCAAAUGA